AUAAAAAUAAUAAAAAUACGGUUUUUUUUUUCUUUCUCUUUUUAUUCUGGCACUGGAGAGAAAAAAGUUUACCAGAGAAAGAGCAGGGAAGGUUCUUUUCUGCAUCAACAAAACCAGCUCCUGCCACUUGCUGUCGAUAUCACACCAUAACUGCUGUUCUUCGAGCUCUGCUUUGCAUAACCUCUGUUGUUUCCUAUUGUAGAGUAUAUACCUUAUACUAUAAUACUCCACCCACGUAAACCUCUUCUGCAUAUUUGGGAUACUAUCAUCUUCUGUUUUUGAUGUCUAGAGCAUUGGAACAGGACUACAUAGGGUUGGCAGAGAAACCGUCAAUGGACGGAGGCUCUGACAAACUAUCUUCUUCUUCUUCGUCAUCUUCUGUGGAUGGUAAAACCUCAUCACUGAACUUGAAGGAGACAGAACUGAGGCUUGGUCUCCCCGGUUGCAAGUCACCAGAGAGAAAAUCUGGUCCUGGACUCUGUCUUUUUGGCAGAGAGUUGCAGAACAAGCAUAAUGUUUGUUCAGUCGCAACUCCUUUGAAGGCUGGGGCUAAGAGGGGAUUCUCUGAUGCUAUUGACGCUUCUUCUGGGAAAAGGGGUUCUUCUGUCACCGAUGGAUCUCAAGGAGCUGCUUUGUUCUCUCCCAGAGGGGGCAUUGUUGGGAAGCCUCUUAUUGCUUUAGACACUCAAACUAAUACCUCGCAUGCUAACACCUCUAUCAAAGAGGUUGGUGCAGUUCCUCAAUCUGCCAAACCGGUUCAGGAGAAGAAUGACCGGGUUGCUGCAACAGAUGGUCAUGCCAGUGCUUCUGAUGCAAAGGCACAAGUUGUGGGGUGGCCCCCAAUUCGAUCUUUCCGAAAGAACACGAUGGCAUCUAAUCUGGCAAAAAACAGUGAUGAAGGCGAGGGAAAAUCUGGUUUUGGUUGUCUCUAUGUAAAAGUCAGUAUGGAUGGUGCUCCUUAUCUUAGAAAGGUUGAUCUCAAAACCUAUAACAACUACAUGGAACUUUCUUCAGCUCUUGAGAAGAUGUUCAGCUGCUUUACCAUUGGUCAAUGCAAUUCUCCUGGAUUUCCUGGGAAAGAUGGACUAAGUGAGAGCUCUCUGAGGGAUCUUCUUCAUGGAUCUGAAUAUGUUCUUACAUAUGAAGAUAAAGAUGGAGACUGGAUGCUUGUGGGUGAUGUUCCUUGGGAGAUGUUCACUGAUUCAUGUCGGAGACUAAGGAUCAUGAAAGGCUCUGAAGCAAUUGGGCUAGCUCCAAGAGCCAUGGAGAAAUCUAGAAGCCAAAACUAGUGCAGAAAAAACCCGUUAUACCAAAGCGGGCUAUUCACUGAAGCAUAUAAAAACAUACAAAGGAUUUCGGGUGUAUGGUUCUGUUCAAAAUCAAAAGCAUAUGUUUUUCAGUGUCUCAGUUUUUGUUCAUUAAUAGUCUGACAAGUUUUAUCAGUAGAAUUCAACUGGACACAUCCAGAAAAUAUAUACACAUAUUUUGUUUGUGCAUCUUUGGAUUCUAGUUGCUGUAUAAAAGAAUUGUUUGUUGUGUUCUUCA
Molecule: messenger RNA, 1545 nt
Organism: Vigna umbellata (rice bean)
Lineage: Eukaryota; Viridiplantae; Streptophyta; Magnoliopsida; Fabales; Fabaceae
Product: auxin-responsive protein IAA27-like
Biological process (GO): regulation of DNA-templated transcription
Cellular component (GO): nucleus
Source: RefSeq, a predicted model, not a curated record